UUUUUUAUGCUUCACCAGUGAACAUACAUUCAGGGGGGAAGACAUCAAAACGGUACCAACAGGCAUGAAGUCGUAAUAAUAUAGAAGUAAUGAAUUACUUGUAGGUGGACUCGUUGCGAAGGCGGCGGACAUGGCAGCUGCUGUCUUACUCUUCAUUGCAGUGAACCUUGCCUGUUUGUCUGUCAGUGGAAACCUGGUCUCUGGGAAAAGAUCUUUCUCCAUAGACUACGAAAACAACUGUUUCCUCAAAGAUGGGAAACCUUUUCAGUACAUUUCAGGCAGCAUCCACUACUCCAGGAUCCCACGGUACUACUGGAAGGACCGGCUCCUGAAGAUGUACAUGACUGGUCUCAAUGCUAUCCAAGUAUAUGUGCCGUGGAACUUCCAUGAACAGAUACAGGAGGUCCACAACUUCACAGGGGACAGAGAUUUGGAGCAUUUCUUGGAUCUGGCCAAUCAGAUAGGUCUCCUGGUCAUCCUGCGUCCAGGACCAUACAUCUGUGCAGAAUGGGAAAUGGGUGGACUACCAGCGUGGCUUCUUCAGAAACCAAACAUCAUACUUCGCUCUGCUGACACAGAUUAUUUGCAGGCAGUCAGCAACUGGCUUGCUGUUCUCCUCCCCAAAAUGAAGCCAUGGCUCUAUAUCAAUGGGGGUAAUAUCAUUAGUGUCCAGGUGGAGAAUGAAUAUGGCAGCUACUACGCUUGUGACUACAACUACAUGCGUCACCUGCGGACUCUGUUCCGCUUCUUACUUGGUGAAGACGCAAUCCUUUUCACCACCGAUGGGAACACAGACAAGGAAAUGUCAUGCGGGUCUCUAGAGGGACUAUAUGCCACCUUAGACUUUGGCACAGACACCAACAUAACUGAAGCCUUCAGCCGGCAGAGGCGGUUCGAACCUCGAGGCCCCCUGGUGAACUCUGAGUUCUACACCGGCUGGUUGGACCACUGGGGAGAUCAGCAUGCCGUGGUUGAUGUUCAGAAGGUCAGCAGAGUGCUAGGAGAAAUGCUAACCAUGGGGGCCAACGUCAACAUGUACAUGUUUGAGGGCGGCACCAACUUUGGCUACUGGAAUGGUGCUGAUCAUGACACGAGGUUCCGCUCAGUAGUGACUAGUUAUGAUUACGACGCCCCGCUGUCUGAGGCGGGAGACCCCACAGAGAAGCUGUUGGCCAUCAGAGACGUCAUUAAGCAGUUUAGAGAUAUUCCCUCCGGACCCAUGCCACCAGCAACUCCCAAGUUUGCCUAUGGCUUUGUGACCCUGAAAAAGGUUGGUAACAUGAGUGGUCUGUUGAACACCCUUUCGCCUCUGGGGCCAGUGAAAUCUCAGUAUCCUCUGACAUUUGAAGAGAUGAAACAGUACUAUGGAUACAUGCUGUAUCGGACCACGCUCCCCCGGGACCUCUCAGAGCCCACGCCACUUAUCUCUCCACUGAAUGGGGUUCAUGACCGUGCAUAUGUGUCCAUCAAUGGGGUUUUUCAGGGCCUGUUGGAGAGAGACACAAUACUGGUGAUGAACAUCACUGGACAGCAGGGGGACACCGUGGACAUCCUUGUUGAGAACAUGGGCAGGGUUAACUUUGGCAGCAAGAUCAAUGACUACAAGGGCCUCCUGAGCAAUCUGAUCCUGGGUAAAGACGUACUGACUGACUGGCAGAUCUACCCUUUGGACAUUGAUGGAGCCAUUACUGGUGGAUGGCCUCAUGCUGACAGUCAGAAGUCCUUCCCUCACAAAAAACCUUCAGCUGGACCGACCUUCUACAUGGGGACAUUACAGCCCAACGGUUUGACAUGGGACACCUUUCUCAAGCUGAAUGAUUGGACAAAGGGUCAGGUUUGGAUUAAUGGUGUGAAUCUGGGGCGAUACUGGCCAGCCAGGGGCCCUCAACAGACUCUUUAUAUCCCAGGACCUUUGCUCAGCACCACCUUACCCAACAACAUCACAGUGCUGGAGCUGGAGGGGGCACCAGCGCACUUGCGAGUUGUCUUUAUGGACAGGCCUCAGCUCAAUGUCACUGCAGAAUAGUCUUAACAGAGUUUUGUAUCACAACAUUUUCUCAGCUUUCAGCUGCAGAAAUACUAUAUUCCAAACACUGUUUAAGCCAGUGUGUACAAGAAAUCAUUAGAUGGUUUUACAGCAGCAAAGCUGAAGUAUUCUCACCUGACAUGUGAGGAAAUUGCUCAGAAGAACAAUCACUUUAGAUUUCAGUGUUUCACAUGUAGCCAUUUCUCAAUCAGUCACAAUCCAGUGUAAACUGACAGUCAAACAAUGAUCCAACAAUGAGUUUUAAUAUUCACUGAGGCCUGUGACGCAUAAACAGUAAUAUUUUAAUGCAUUUGCUUUUUUACUUUUCCCAUUACUACAGGUGCUGUAAAUAAAUUAUAAAUAUAUUUAAUUAUGUUUUGAUACAGUAUAUGCAUCCAGUUGCCUAAGAUCAUCUGCCAUAAUAAGAUCAUAUAUGAAAUGUAUGUCCAGAGUUGAAAAUGACAUAGAGUUACUAGAGUCUUAACGGGGGCUACACAAAUUCACUUGUACUUUUCAUGAGGUAGCUUCCUUCCAAGUAAAAAUAU
This is a messenger RNA of Seriola dumerili (greater amberjack), 2571 nucleotides long. It is a transcript of the gene glb1l, whose product is annotated as beta-galactosidase-like. Gene Ontology annotation, cellular component: vacuole. Gene Ontology annotation, biological process: carbohydrate metabolic process. The transcript is spliced from 16 exons. Lineage: Eukaryota; Metazoa; Chordata; Actinopteri; Carangiformes; Carangidae. The coding region runs from base 131 to 2026 and encodes 631 amino acids. The record is from RefSeq and is a predicted model, not a curated record. Gene Ontology annotation, molecular function: beta-galactosidase activity.